CGUCCAUUACAUUUUUAAAUUACAGUCUAUCAAUGACUCCUGUGCUAUGCGGCUCUCUGUUCUACAUUUACCAUUACUAAUUCAACAUAUAUAUAUAUAAUUGCAUUGCAUGGCCUUCUUCUUCUUAUUAUUCAAAUCUAGAAUCUAGCUAGAAUCUAGAAAGAAAGAAAGAAAAUGGGAGAACGAGGUCAACAUGAGUACCGGGGCAGCUGGGUACCGUCUGAGUCUCCAUUAUUAUUAAACACAGGAAAAGAGGAGCAUUGGAGCCAUUUUGAUAGCUCUGUUAAUUCAGUUUCUUUUGGGUUCAUCGCUACUGCUGUUCUAAUCUCCAUGUUUCUUUUGAUGGCCAUUUUCGAGAGGUUCCUCAGAAAUAUUUCGCCUCCUCCUCCUCAGUCACCACCUGGCCACCGCCGACGAUACAGUUUGGACGUAGAGUCACAGAUGCAACUCAAUAGCAAGUUCAUUCCUCUCCCUUCUCCAAAAAUAUCUGUGAAAGCCAUGGAACUCUCUGUGUUGAUGCCAGGAGACCAUAUACCACGCUUCAUAGCUCAACCCAGCCCCAGACCCAGACCGCCAAACCGGCUCAUCGUCGCUUCACCAUAAACAUCCAAUUCAAACACGACUUAAACUAAGCUCAGCUUGAUUGUUUUUGUACAUAUAGAGUAGUAUAUGGCCAUAUGGGAAUGGAUGACAUUUUGGUGCUGGUUUAGUUAGACCAGAUUGAUAUAUAUAUUCAAGGAAU
This is a messenger RNA of Impatiens glandulifera, 742 nucleotides long. RefSeq lists its product as uncharacterized. The transcript has 2 exons. NCBI's taxonomy places the organism in Eukaryota, Viridiplantae, Streptophyta, Magnoliopsida, Ericales, Balsaminaceae. Bases 175 to 603 code for a protein of 142 amino acids. The record is from RefSeq and is a predicted model, not a curated record.